Messenger RNA from Belonocnema kinseyi, 863 nucleotides. RefSeq lists its product as uncharacterized. Bases 82 to 348 code for a protein of 88 amino acids. The record is from RefSeq and is a predicted model, not a curated record. The transcript is spliced from 3 exons. Lineage: Eukaryota; Metazoa; Arthropoda; Insecta; Hymenoptera; Cynipidae.
AUGGGCAGGGCUUUGGUAUAAAAGCAUACUCGUUUCCCCUCAUAGUCGUAGUACAAUUCAGUGUAUCACACCAGAAACACCAUGAAAAUCAUCGUAGCUCUCGUUGCCGUCAUCUUGGCCGCCGCUUCCGUUGAAGCUGGUCACCAUGAACCACACUACGUUCACGCCAUCCAGAUUCAACAACCACACCCAAUUCCACCAAUUCAUCCAGAACCCCUUCAUCUGAAGGUUCAUGACCAUCCAAACCCAAUCCAUUACAAAGUUCCCCAUGUUCCCCAUCCCCAUCUCAUCGGAUACGAAGCUCAUGUUGCUGAACCCGAAAUCAAGGUCGUCAAGCACGGAUGGUAAAUAAAGGUGUUCUAAGGCAUCAUGUUAACAACUGGUCCCCGGUGGCUCUUGCCGUUCGAAUUACAUCGCAUCUGGAUAAAAGGAAGCGGAGGUCGAGUCUUCACUAGGGAGUGCAACAAUUGGAUCUCUUCGAACGACGCUGCACGCAGAGGUCGAUUACGGUGUUUCGGAAAACCCGCGAAUCAAAUUUAGAAUUGAAAAUGCAAUCAGAGCACAUCAUUGGCGCUGGCUUCAGACCACCCGGACCACAGACCAGGCAUCCGGAUUAAAAAAUCUACAAAAAAAACUACAUUAUUGUAUUAAACCACGUCACAUACCCCGCAUCACUCCCCUCCCAACUCCCUUAAAAACACAGUGUUUCUAACUGUGUGGCAUUUGAUACUGAAGAAGACAUCAUGACAUCUGCGCUAAUGUAUAUUUUUUAUGUUCUUCUGCAAAACAUUCUACCCACCAAUUCCCCCCUCGAACCAUACUUUUAUUUAUUUUCUAAUAAAAGUUAUUAGUCUUGUGAUAAA